AUGAGUGAAUCGAGUAAAGAAUUGGUAGUGAUACAUUAUGAACAUAACGAAAAGUCUGUGACGAAAAAAGCAAAACAGACAUCAUCAACAAAGUCGGAAAUUUCAAACGGAUUGCCUAAGAAGUCAGACGAGGGAAAAAUAAAGAAAAAGAAAGAAAUGAAUCCGUUCAUGAUUUAUCGUAAAGAAAAGUUGAAGACUAGAAAAACAAAUAUGACGAUGACCGAAUUCAGCAAGGAGGUAUCAAUUAGUUGGAAUAAACUAUCGGAAAGAGAGAAAAUGAAUUACCAACGAAGAUAUCAAAUAAAACGAGACCAAAAAUCGCAAAAAACAGUUGAAUUUGUUCCCGCUGCAACGGACCAUAAUCCUCCAACUGAUAUUGAUUAUAUUGAUGAUGGAUCAUGUAAUGAAGUUAUUAAUUGUGAAAAUUUCACUAAUAAUCUUCGUUUAGAGAGCCAAAUGUCACAUGAUUACUUUAAUGAAAUCAAUUAUUCUGAAUUUUGCAAUGAACCCACUGGAUCAUAUGAUAAUUAUUUUAUCGAUAAUUCUCUCAGCCUAGACAAUUUUCAAAGCACAACCUAUGAUCAUCCUAUCAGCUUAAUUGAUGAUAAUCAAUGGACACUCUUUGAUUUUCCUAAUAAUUCUCAACCUAAUAUUUUUAUCGUUCCUAUAUUAUUUAAUAUUUAA
Molecule: messenger RNA, 684 nt
Organism: Funneliformis mosseae
Lineage: Eukaryota; Fungi; Glomeromycota; Glomeromycetes; Glomerales; Glomeraceae
Source: the annotation of a GenBank genome assembly